Molecule: messenger RNA, 1826 nt
Organism: Cylicocyclus nassatus
Lineage: Eukaryota; Metazoa; Nematoda; Chromadorea; Rhabditida; Strongylidae
Source: the annotation of a GenBank genome assembly
GAAACUCGGAAGAGGAACGUGGAUAAACCAACUAGAAUCACUUUUAUCCUCCAUUACCCUGACUGUUGGGUUGGGAAGCCUCUGGAGAUUUCCGGCUCUAGCCUACCAUCACGGCGGCAGCGCGUUUCUUUUGCCGUAUUCCUUGUGCCUGUUGUUAUUUGGUUUUCCGAUGCUUUACUUGGAGAUGCUAAUGGGACAGUACUCCAAUGAAGGUCCAACUACCCUAUUUGCACACUAUGUACCAGCUUUUCAAGGUCUUGGAUGGGCAAUGGCACUUAUAUGCUUCACGGUUGCCAUCUAUUAUUGUGUAGUUGUUGCUUGGUGUUUUCUAUACUUCUUCGCCAUCAUUAGCGGUGAAACAGUAGUUUGGAGUAGAUGCGACAAUGUUUGGAAUGAUGUCUAUUGUAUUGAGACAGAGGCUAUGAAAAAAUGUAAGCAACGUGAUCCAUCAAAACCAAUAGCAUUUAAUGGAUCAUGCAUUGCUUCCGCAAUCGAAGGGCUCAAAACGCCAUAUGAUCAGUACUUCACAAAUGUGAUGACGAAGAGAUCGUCUGGAAUUGAACAUUAUGGCGGAAUUAACUGGUCAACUUUACUUGCACUAGCUAUCAUAUGGAUAUUUGUUGGUCUGAUACUAUUGAAAGGCUACGUUUAUCUUGGAAAAGCCGCAUAUGUUUUUUCUGUAGCUCCUUUUGCAAUUGUUUUCGUUGUGUUUUGGCGGGCGAUCACAUUAGACGGCGCAAUAUUUGGGGUAUACUACUACUUUGGUACCCCAGAUUUUUACACCCUGCUUCACCACGAGACUUGGACGGAAGCUCUAAUGCAAGUGUGUUUCAACCUUAACGUCGGUUACGGAGGAAUUAUCGUUGUUGCCUCUUACAACAGAAGAAAAAACAAUUGCUACAAGGACGCAUGGGUAGUCGUCAUCGCAACCUUCGUGAUGAACAUAUUUGGUGGAGUCGUCGUUUUUGCAAGCCUUGGAUACAUCUCUAAGCAGCUUAACAAGCCCAUUAAUGGAAUUGUAUCUAGUGGUUUAUCUAUAGCCUUUGUCGCCUACCUAGAAGCAAUGCAAGCGAUGCCAUAUUCUUCUGUAUGGAGCAUGUUUUUCUUCGCUAUGCUUUUCCUUCUUGGAUUUGGCUCCGUAAUGGUGAGCGCCGAGACCAUUUGCACAUGUAUUUACGAUGAGUGGCCAAGCACACGAAGUUUUAAAUGGGUUAUAGCAUUUUUUUGUUCAGCAAUUCACUUAUUUUUUGGAAUUAUAAUGACAACCGAGAGCGGAUUCUACUGGUUUACUCUACUCGACGAGUUUAGCGGUUCAACUUCUUUAUGUCUUAUCGUUUCAAUGGAGGCCUUCAUGCUCAUGCAUAUUUUUGGCCAUGUGCAUGUGUACGAGAUCAUCAACGAGAUUUUUGGCGAAAGGUCGGGAAGUAUUCUAUCCAUGUUAGGUCCUCAUUCGCGUCUAUGGGAGAUUUGCUGGAAGUUUUUUAUUCCAGCCAUGGGAUUGAUGCAUGUUCUGUUUACUGUUAUACGGAAAGACCCAAAAGUUGAGGAUUAUAUGCGACGAGAAGAUUUCCCUUUGUGGGCAUUGGCAGUUGGUCGAUGCCUCAGACUAUUACCUCUCCUUCCCGUGCUAGUCUUCUUCAUCGUUAAUGUUAUAAGAUGGAGAAGGAAAAAAAUGUCGCUCAAGACAUUAUUCUUUCAACCAGUUCAAACUCCGCGAGACAGCAGGAGCGACCAGAAAGAUAUCUCUUCGAACAAAUCAGGUGAAAGCGGACGGCUCCCUCCAUGAUUGGAAAGCAGAAAAGAUUUUUAAAAUUGUGUAACCUUCC